AUGCCGGUCUACAUGCUCUACGGUUUCCGAUGGCCACGGGCUGGCUUCACCGGCAUCCGAGUUUACAUCGUCCUGAACAAUCUAGAAGACGCAACGGCCGAGUACGUCCAGAAACCAAUCACGAAUAAAUUACUGCUGGAAUCGUUCAGCAAGACGGAGCCGGACAUCGCCUCGAAUCUUCCCGAACUGCGCUUUGUCGAACAGUACGACCCCGAGGACGAGAGCCACGACGCUGUCAGCAAGCCUUAUGCGUAUGUUGGCGCGAAGGUGAUCAGUAUACCUGAGGAAGGGUCGCAAAAUGCAGGGAGUUCUUGGAAUGCAGAUAUUUUUCAGGAGAACCCGCUAGAUCCGGCUGGCACAAAGGCGCUGGCUGAGUUUAGGGAUAAAUAUGCUGCUGGGGAGAGGAUUGGGUGGUGGAUUGUUUAUAAUGGGGAUCCCGAACGGUAUUUUCCCCAGAACGAGGAUGAUAUUAUGGAGGAGGAUGAAGACUAUUACGACGACGACAGCUAUGAUCGGUCUGUAUCUUCGAUCGGCGCGCCAUCAACGCCCACGCUCCGGAUUCCCGAGUCUUUCACGCGUUUCUUCAGCAAACGGUCCUCAUGA
Messenger RNA from Aspergillus puulaauensis, 603 nucleotides. RefSeq lists its product as uncharacterized. Bases 1 to 603 code for a protein of 200 amino acids. The record is from RefSeq and is a predicted model, not a curated record. NCBI's taxonomy places the organism in Eukaryota, Fungi, Ascomycota, Eurotiomycetes, Eurotiales, Aspergillaceae. The transcript has 2 exons.